Molecule: messenger RNA, 2425 nt
Organism: Ceratina calcarata
Lineage: Eukaryota; Metazoa; Arthropoda; Insecta; Hymenoptera; Apidae
Exons: 4
Coding region: 43-2247 (734 amino acids)
Source: RefSeq, a predicted model, not a curated record
AUCUCACGAUGUGUUGAUUAUAAUUUAAUAGUAAACACCGUAAUGUCCCAGUUGUGCCGAAGUCGUUCAAUCAUGACACCAGUCGAGACAAGCCGGAUUUGUUACGUGUGCAAAAAAGUGUUCUGCUGCGAACAGUGUCGUGAGCGACACGAGAACAAUAAACACACGAAACGCCAACCGAAUUGUCCAUUCUGCUUCUCUGAGAAACUUCCGUUGAAAUCGAUCGAAGAUAAAAUACUCCUCUGUCACAUAGUAGUCAAUCAUUUGCCCCUUCAUUGCUGUUUGUGUGGUGAAAUUUUUAAGAACGCCGAAGACUUACAAUCGUUCGGCCCGUGCAAGUGGACGAAAUGUAAUGACCGUCACUCACUGGUAUCGGAAAGCAAGCGAUUGGAAACACCGUCGUCGACAAUAGAAGGAAAGGAAUCGUCCGAGUUCAGUGGCACUUAUGUAUCAUUGACUUCUCCACCUGAACUGACCAGAAACACGAGUACACCCGUUGUUUUUGGCCUAAAGACGAGCUUCAAUUUUAAAACGCCCAGCGUCACAUCAAGCUUUUCGCUCAAGACAUUGCAAAUCGACUCUGCAUCAUCGAAGAAGGACCCAACUGGUAGCGAUUUACAGGGAACUAACACGAAGUGCGACAGUUCGGAGAGUAAUUACAUGAGUCUUCCCUCUAGUAUCAAUCAAGAGGAGACUCCGUUUCGUUCGCUAUCAUUGAAUCGAAGUAAAGAAGAACUUCCACGAAGCAAUUCUAUAAAAUUUGGCAUCAUGAAGAACAAAGAUAGGAAUAGUCCAAACGAGUAUCGUACGGAUAAUCAGAUGGAAGAUAUGGAUUUGACGAACAUCGAGAGUCAAGCGUUACCGGGCUCUCAAGGUUUAGAAACAUACUCGGAGGAGAAGAGUUCUCUUAAAAAAGUUCGAUUCUCAGAUGAAUUUGACGAACCCACCAGAUACUCAGAUCAAUACGAAAAUCACUCUAAAUCGAAGGCGAUGUUUAAUAUAACCGAGACCGAAGAGUAUUUUGAGGCGAACGAUACGAUGCCCAACAUCCAUCAAACAUUAGAUAUGUCACAGGUCGAGAUCAUUAAAGAUAACACGAAGAAUAUGGAAAAAGAGAAUCGUAGUCCUGAUAAAGAUAACGCGAUAAAUAUAAAAAAAGAGAAUGAUAAUGUCAAUGAGGAUAUCACGAAAAGUAUAAAAAUAGAGAAUGAUAGUCCUGAUGAGGAUAUCACGAAAAAUGUAAAGAGAGACAAUCAUAAUCUCGAUGAGGAUAACACGAGAAAUACAAAAGAAGAGAAUUAUAAUCUUGAUGAGGAUAUCCUGCGAAAUAUAAAAAAAGAAAAUCAUACUCCUGACAAGGAUAUCGCCGUAAAUGCGAGAAUAGAGGAUCUUAGUCCUGGUGAGAAUAACGCGAGAAAUACAGAAAAAGAUGAUCAUAGUCUUGGCAACAUCAAAGAGAUUAAUGAAAAAUCAUCAUCAACUCCAACAUCCAAUCCGCGAGUAUUGAUGAUGGUGGUCGUUGAGAACAACUCUACGGUUUCAACUUCUGAAAUGAUAGAUACCGGUCUGAAGACCCUGGAACGAAUGGCGUCUUAUUCGAAUCUCUCUGUCAACACUGUUAACUCUCUUGGUAGUAGCAAUUCAACAACGCCCGGGGAUAAUAAUAAUAAUUAUUACAGUGCUUUAAGCCAAGAUUAUCACACACCGUCGAGCGAGUCAAGUGGCACUUCAAAUAAAGACUUGAACGCCUCAUCGAAUAGCAAUGAUGAUAGCAUUAACUCCAGCGGAUUAUUUUCUGCGGUAGCUAACGCGGUGAAGAAUGUUAUGAAAAAUUUAUCAGAAGCGUCGAAAAAUUUAGGGAGGAGUUCAGUUUCUCCAAGGCAAGAGAGCGUUUCAAGUUCUUUCACGUCCGAUACUUUCAAUUCUGUAUCGGAUUUCGCGUCCUCUUUUUUACAAAGGCCAGGAAAGCGACCGAGGGACGCUAUAGAAACUCCACCGACGCUGAGGCAACAAGAGCUCACCGUCGCUCAGCUCGAAACUCGAAGUCCUUUAGCGAAACGACAUCGAGGUGGAUGGUACAAGAUCAAGGGACGGGAACCGAUCGCUAGAAUGCGAAAUAAUCGGCAACUUACAUCCCCCCGAGGUGUUUCCUUGGAAACUCAAGUGUUCCAUCAGGGUUCGUUAUUAGUCGGCGACACCGUUUUGCCUCUACCCGACAGGGCACAUCAAUCCACGCAAACUGAUUGAUAGUCAGUUCUGCGAUUAGAAUUUUAUCAAAUGUAUGACUCCGUAGUAUCAUUCGCUUCAUUCGAUAAUUAAAACAGGUCUUGCGUGAAUUUAAAUAUGAACAUCCCAAGACAACACGCACGUUCGUAGAAAAUCAUUUACAGGAUUCAUUAAUUUAAUUUUAGUCUUUGAUCAUAAU